AUGGAAGAGGAAGAGAGACUUGUGCUCCUCAGAGAGCGUAUGAAUCUCCAAAAGGAAAUUUCCGAAAUCCGAGAGGAAUUGAGAAAGGCAGAAGUAGCGGCUGAAACCAUCAUGAGGCACAAUGAUCUGUACAGGCAAGCUGUUGCUGGGAAGGUCUGCAAUCUCUCGGAGGUACCGGGAGGAUUGUUAGACUACUUCGUUAGCGGAGUCCACCCAGUUUUCGAAAAAAAGACUGAUUCACCAUUCGUUCAAGAUCUUUCAAAGGACAUCUGUUACACAUUUUAUCAAAAAUACAAAAACUCAAAAGAGGCUCAAAAUACUGAGCGUGUUGUAGACGUUACUGACGGCGCUGCAGCAGAAAGCCAGUCUGCCAAGGGGCCAUUUAACGAAUUUAGAGGCAUGUUUGAUGCCGCUCUUGAGAGUCCCAGUUCAUACACUUGUACUGACGAUGAGAUUCCAUUUUUCGAAGAGGAAGAUUUGGAGCAGUACGGAGAGGAUGACGAAGAAGAUCUGUAA
Theileria equi strain WA is the source of this 516-nucleotide messenger RNA. RefSeq lists its product as hypothetical. The record is from RefSeq and is a predicted model, not a curated record. The transcript has 3 exons. Bases 1 to 516 code for a protein of 171 amino acids. NCBI's taxonomy places the organism in Eukaryota, Apicomplexa, Aconoidasida, Piroplasmida, Theileriidae.